This is a messenger RNA of Gambusia affinis (western mosquitofish), 4711 nucleotides long. Its product is annotated as keratin, type I cytoskeletal 13-like. The record is from RefSeq and is a predicted model, not a curated record. Lineage: Eukaryota; Metazoa; Chordata; Actinopteri; Cyprinodontiformes; Poeciliidae. Gene Ontology annotation, molecular function: structural molecule activity. Bases 2829 to 4010 code for a protein of 393 amino acids. The transcript is spliced from 8 exons.
GUGUCAAUGAUCUGUGAAGCAGGAAGAGAGAAGAAAGGUUAAUGUUGCAAUCUAGUGCAGCCGGCAAAGCAAAAGAUAAAAUCAGCCCUUUGCUAAUAGUUCUCUGAUGAUAUAUCAAUUUGCACAUUUGUACAGACUAUGCAAUAUGACUUUACAAGCUGAUACCUUUCUAAAUUCAAUCAGUGCUUUUUGUGUUUUCAUGAAUUAGUUAAAACGGUAAAUGGACUGAACUUAUGCAGCACUUUUUCAGUCAAACUGGACACUCAAAGCACUUUACACUAGAGCUGCAUUCACCCAUUCACACUCACAAAUGCGUACAUGUUUAUGUACUGGCACAUAGAUUGGUAUGGAAGUUGGAUUCAAGUGCCUUGGAUUUAAGUGCCACAUCGUGUGACAGGAGGAAGCUGGAAUAAAACCUAGAAACUCUCCAACUGGAAGACAACGACCCACUGAGCCACAGCUGCCCCUUCAAAUGGACAACACAGACCAUUAUCGCUUCAAUAUGCAGUGAGGCACUAAAACAUCUGCCUUACUGAUCUGAAAAGCAUCCGCCCAAAUAUGUUUCCUCAAAGAAACUAUCUAUUGAAUGUUGCUCUAGGAGUGUCUCCUCAGAUCAGAGCACAGAUCAAGAGGACAACUGAUGCCUGUAGCAAAGAAAAGUGCAGUUUGACUGUAUUUCCUUGGUGCGUUUGCCUCAGUCUGAUUAAAGUGUGAUGCAUUGUUAAGCUGGUGCAGAUAAAAAGCAAUGACAUACAUUGGUCAAGAAAUGUAUUACAUUAUUAUUGAAAACAACAUUUAUUUCAGAAACUUAAUUUACGAACUGAAAACAUUAGAUAGAUGAAUUACACAGAAGCCUUUAUUUCUGCCAACUAUACUAUGACGAUUUAUCUGCUACAGCUCAUGAAAAUACAUUGCACUUUCAAUAUUCCAUCAGAUCAAUAAAAAAAAAACUUCAAACACAUAUAUGUGGCUGAAUUAAAAAUAUGUUUAAUGCGUGCGUAAAGAUUGUUGUUCUCUAAAGGUUUCUUUAGUCUGAAACAACAAGCCUUAUUCGAAGGCAUAAGUCUGAUUUAUUAGAUGUGUUCACAUGUCCCCUAGAGGGGCUGCAGUAAUCCCUGAGGGUAUUUUUUUGACUUUGGAGGAUUCAGGUCGAGCAACAUUUUAUGUCAUCACACUGUUAAAAAAAAAAGAUCAACAAAAAAAUGAAAGGUAGAAAGUUGUACUGCAAGCUUGUCCUGAUAAUAAAAUUUGAUGAUUGAAGGGCCCUCGAGGCGAGUGCGUUUGUCAAACUCUGCUUUAAUUUAAAUGUAAAUUAAACCUGAAUGGUGUAAAUUUUGCAUAAAAAGGCUGGUUUGGAUGGACUAACAGCCUUUUAUUUCGGUAUUAUCUUAAUUUAAUCAAAAAUGCUCCGCUCAUUCUAUUAAGGCACCAGAAACUGUUGACUGAUGUCCUCUGCUGAGUGGAAGGAGCGAAACAUUUCUGGAAUGAAAAGAAACAUUUUUGGAGCUUCUCUUUUUGGCCUCACCCUGUUCAUCAGUUUGACAGCUGUCUGAAGUUGUGAAAUGAUUGAUUACAGAAAAAAAAACAGCAAAGCAUCCUUGACGUGUUCUGCUCAGGGGUAGAGCCAAACUGGGGAGAAAAGUUGGCCCAGGAGUUCCUUGCAGACUGCUCAGUUUGAAUUUUUAAUGUAAAUAUGUAUUUCUAUGUGUAUAAUAAAUUCAUGCUGGGCAGUUGAACGUGGGACAGUCUGUCAGGAGCUGCUGGGCCAAUUUUGUCUCUCCGGUUCACCCUUGGUUGUGCCAUAACACAAAUAUGAUUGGUUCUUACAAAGGACUUAGUCUAUAACGAUAAAUAUCUAUAGCAAUCAUGCAUUAUUAGGAUAACCUCAAACAAAGUGCAUUGUGAGCUGAGUUAAAGAAAAUGCAUAUUUGACUCUUUACAACAAACGUCUUGAAUAACAAAACAGCCCUGGUUCAGAGUGGGCGUAACCACGCCCCUCCAGGUUUCAUCUCCAUCGCCCACCUGAGCGUUGAAGUCCCCCAACGGGACAAGGACGUUCCCAGGUGGAGCCCCCUCCAGCAGCAACUCUACUGACUCCAAAAAGGGUGGAUACUCUGACCAACCAUUGGGCUCGUAAACACAGACGAAAGUCAGAACCUGAUGUAAGCGGAGAGAGACUAUCCUCUUGUUCACUGAGGUGAACCCCAACAUUCAGGGGUUCACCUCUGCUGUUGUUGAGGUUUCUACCUCAACAUCUGCUUGGACAGCCUCUGCACACCUACUUAGUGGCUCAGUGACUCAAGGAAGUAGGAAUUUGUCCUGUAAAUGAUGGUUCAAACCCCCUCUAUGUCCAUCUCAGUUAUUGUGUCCAUGGGAAAAGCACUUCACCCAGCUUGCCUGGUGCUGGUGGUCAGAGGAGCGACUGGCAUCUGUUUUAUGUCAAUAAGUCAUCAAAUUGCAUGCAUUUUCAGCAUUAUGCUAAGUGGCUCCUGCAGUGUUGCAUAAAUUUAUCCAAUCUUUAUCUAUUUUCAGAUAUGCACAGAAGAAAAUGAUAAAGGGUUUCAUCUAAUGACAGUCCUUUGGUGAUAAAGACAACAAUGUGGAUUCACAAGUUUGACUCGAAAAGAUAGGAAUCAGCCCCUAAGCACUUGUCUCCACACCCAAGGUGAUGAAAACUGUGUACGGUAUUAUCUGUCAGCAGCAUUCCUCCUUCCGCCUGAAUGUCCAGGCCCUUCCCACCUUGCUAUAUAACCAGGGAGUCCUGGUGAUGUUUUGUACUGCAGAUCAUCUCCAGUUGUUCUUGCUGAUUGGGAUCCAAACUCUCCAAGAUGUCUUUCUCCUCCAGAUCCUCCGGCCAGAAAUUUAUCGGUCAGAAGACCAUGAGUGUCUACGGCGGAGCAGGAGGUUCUGGCACCCGCAUCUCCAUAGGCCAGAUUGACUACUUGUCCCGUUCAGGAGCCAUCAAUAAUCUCGAUCUCCACGUUGAUGCCAACGAGAAGGCCACGCUUCAGAACCUGAACGACCGUCUGGCCUCCUACCUGCAGAAGGUGCGCAAACUGGAGAAGGAGAACGAACAGCUGGAAAAGCAGAUUGCAGAGUGGUACACAAGCAAAACUGUGAUCAGCCACGAUUACAGUGCCUACAUGGCCACCAUCGAAGAUCUGCAGAACAAGAUCCGAGAAGCCACCAUGGUCAACGCAAGGAUCCAUUUGGAGAUUGACAAUUCAAAACUGGCUGCAGAAGACUUUACAAUGAAAUAUGAGACCGAGCUAAACAUGAAGCAGGCUGUAGAGGCCGACAUCGCUGGACUGAAGAGACUUUUGGAUGAUCUCACUCUGGUGAAAAUGGAUCUGGAGAGUCAGCAGGAGACUCUGAGGGAGGAACUCAUCAUGCUGAAGAAGAACCAUGAGGAGGACUUGGCUCAGCUGAGGAACCAGAUGAGCGGCCAGGUCAACGUGGAGGUCGACGCUGUUUCUCAAGUUGACCUGAACCGGAUCAUGACGGAGAUCAGGGAGCACUACGAGGCUCUUAUUGCCAAGAACCGCAAGGAUCUUGAGCAGUGGUACCAGAACAAGGUCAUAGUGGUGGAGAAGGGUGUAGCAGAACAAACAAGCAAUCUUCAGACAUCCCACACUGAGAUUAAAGAACUGAAGAACACCUUGCAGAAAUAUCAGAUUGAACUGCAGUCACAUCAGAGUAUGAAAUCGUCUCUAGAAGCAACUCUGCUAGAGACUCAGCAACGUUUUGCUGCCCAGCUAACAGGUCUGCAGGAUGUCGUCACGGGCCUGGAAGCUCAGUUGUCAAGUCUGAGCGAAAACAUCAGAGAAAUGGAUCUGAAGUACGGCACUCUUCUGGACAUCAAGACCCGUCUGGAGGUGGAGAUUGCAGAGUACAGGAGGCUGCUUGAUGGGGAGGACUUCAGCUCCUUUUCAAGCUCAAAACAAGUGAUUACAAAGACCAUCGUUAUGGAGGAGACAUUUGUGAAUGGAGUCAAGGUUGAGUCCAAGUAAAAAAUAAAAAUAAAUGAAAAGAAUUGAAUUAAAAGAAACAAGUCAGCAAAAUUCAAUAAAGAUUCUGCAGUGAAGCUAAAGUUUCUGCCAUUUGUUAUCUAUCUAUGCAUCUAUCCAUCCUCUGGACCCCCCCUGUACUCUGUAUUCCCUGCAGACUUUUUGUGAUGGUGUGUGGUGCCUACAGUUAUGAGAAUCGGAGAAAUGCACCAAAGCAAUUGAGAAAAACCCUGUAACUUCCCUCAGUGUUUUGAUCCAAUUGUGCCCAACUCUGUAAAACAUUUAAACUUAAAAAUGGAAACUCUUCUGCAGCCUUGACAGUAAAGUGCCUCCACUGUAUGUGAUGACAGCUCAGUAAGUGGUGUGUGUGCUGAGUGUGGCAGCCGUCCUCCGGUCAGAAGGGGGGCGCUGCAUGCUGAAAAGAGAACUGGGAUGCUGAGGGAGCGAGGAAGAGACUGCAUGUGUAGAGUGUGAGCGUAGCUGACGACCGGAGCAGCGACUAAGGAAAAAGUCUGUGCAGUUUUCUACUGUUAGCUGGCGCUAUUAAAAGUUAACUUCCAGCCACCGUGUGGUUCAUGUCCCAGGCGUAUGAAGGAGUUAACCCCGAAGUAGAUGUCACUUCGGCCCUGGAGAAAGAACUCCCCUGAGUCUCCCGACCACAGUCAGAAGACUGAGUAGGAACGGUUAACACAGUAGUCAACCAG